AUGGGUUGUUGUAUGUCUGCCGAAAGCGUCGAGAAACGACAAAGAAACAAUGAGAUCGAAUCACAAAUCAAACGAGACCGAGUCAAUCAAAAGAACGAGAUCAAGAUGUUACUUCUUGGUGCUGGUGAAUCGGGCAAAUCGACCAUUUUAAAACAAAUGAAGCUGAUCCAUGAUGGUGGAUAUACGCCUGAGGAACGAGAAAGUUUCAAGGAAGUGAUUUACAGCAACACCCUUCAAUCGAUGAAAGUUACAUUGGAAGCCAUGACGAUGCUUGGGAUAUCGAUGCAUAAUCAAAGCAACCUUGUACACCGACAACUCGUAUUGGAUGCUCCUUCCCAAGUCGAGACAUUAGGCCACGAGCUUGUGGAGGCCGUAUGUGCCCUGUGGGAGGAUCCGGGGGUGCGUCAAUGCGUUGCACGUUCCAAUGAAUUUCAACUUAACGAUUCUGCUCGAUACUAUUUUGAUGCCAUCAUGCGAAUCGGUCAUGCCAACUACAUGCCAAGUGAUCAGGAUGUCUUACGCUCCCGUGUCAAAACAACGGGUAUCACCGAAACAACCUUCAAUGUGCACAACACCGUGUAUCGCAUGUUUGAUGUGGGUGGUCAACGCUCCGAACGCAAAAAAUGGAUCCAUUGCUUUGAAAACGUCACUGCUAUUGUGUUCCUCGUGGCCAUUUCUGAAUACGACCAGGUGCUCAUUGAAGAUAAUUCGGUGAAUCGAUUACAAGAAUCCUUGACAUUGUUUGAUUCCAUCUGCAACUCCAAAUGGUUUACAAAGACAUCCAUUAUCUUGUUCUUGAACAAGAUUGAUCUCUUUGCAGAAAAAUUGGGUCGUAGUCCACUGAGCAAAUACUUUCCAGAAUAUACAGGUGGGGCGAAAUACGAAGCUGCAUGCCAAUACUUACUGUAUCGGUUCGUGUCUCUCAAUGCCAAACACGAGACCAAGCAAGUGUACACCCACUUUACUUGUGCAACCGAUACAAAGCAGAUCCGCUUUGUCAUGUCAGCUGUCAACGAUAUUGUUCUCCACGACAACUUGCGUAACGUCGGCUUGCUGUAA
Messenger RNA from Lichtheimia ornata, 1059 nucleotides. RefSeq lists its product as uncharacterized. Gene Ontology annotation, molecular function: G protein-coupled receptor binding; GTPase activity; G-protein beta/gamma-subunit complex binding. Gene Ontology annotation, cellular component: heterotrimeric G-protein complex. The transcript is spliced from 3 exons. Gene Ontology annotation, biological process: adenylate cyclase-modulating G protein-coupled receptor signaling pathway. The record is from RefSeq and is a predicted model, not a curated record. Bases 1 to 1059 code for a protein of 352 amino acids. NCBI's taxonomy places the organism in Eukaryota, Fungi, Mucoromycota, Mucoromycetes, Mucorales, Lichtheimiaceae.